Molecule: messenger RNA, 579 nt
Organism: Fusarium musae
Lineage: Eukaryota; Fungi; Ascomycota; Sordariomycetes; Hypocreales; Nectriaceae
Exons: 2
Coding region: 1-579 (192 amino acids)
Biological process (GO): phosphatidylcholine biosynthetic process
Molecular function (GO): S-adenosylmethionine-dependent methyltransferase activity
Source: RefSeq, a predicted model, not a curated record
AUGGCUCUUGGUUUGAAAGACUUUGUCGAGUAUGUCGAUUAUGACAAGCAGAGCUUGUACAAAUACCACAACAAGCUUCUGACCAAGAUCUUCGGCGGUAACUCCCAAGUUGCCUGCUAUGCCCUUGCUGCCACUAUCUUCUCUCUCGGUAUGAUUCGCGACUUUAUCUUCAAGACUGCCAUCGCCGAGCAACCCACGCAUCCCGCUCUAGUCACCGACUUCAUCCAGGCCGCAGCCGUUGCUCUGUUCAUCGUUGGUAACGUCCUGGUCGUCUCUUCAACCUGGCGACUAGGCAUUACUGGCACUUUCCUCGGUGACUACUUUGGCAUUCUCAUGGACGAGAUGGUGACUGGCUUUCCCUUCAACGUGACCGGUUCUCCUAUGUACACUGGCUCUACCUGCAGCUUCCUCGCUACCGCCAUGUGGUAUGGCAAGCCUGCCGGUGUCCUGCUCACAUUGUGGGUCGAUGUUGUCUACAGGAUCGCUUUGAAGUUUGAGGACCCGUUCACUUCUGAGAUCUACGCCAAGCGUGAGCGUGAGCGUGAGCGUGAGUGUGCUGCUGGGAAAAAGUCCAACUAA